UACGUAGGGGCUGGCUAGCCGCCAUCUUGCUUCUUUUUCCUCGUUCGCUCUCACCCUCUCAGGAGGUAGCGAAAGUGCUUUGGCGGUUUGUACGGUCGUCGCUCGGGCUUGCCGGACCGGGCGGCCCCGCGGACGAUACUCGAGGCUCCCUCCCCUCCCCUCUCCCCCGAACCGUACCUGGCGAGUCCCUGGAAGCGCGCAGACUUGGUUCUCACCCUGGCGGGCUACUUUUAAGGGGUGUGGCAGGAGGUUUUGGACUCGAUGAGUUUCCACCGAAAUGUCGGAGAAGUCAGGCCAGAGCACAAAAGCAAAGGAUGGGAAAAAGUAUGCAACACUCAGUUUGUUUAAUACUUACAAAGGAAAGUCCUUGGAAACGCAGAAGACUACAGUUGCAGCUCGACAUGGGUUACAAAGUCUUGGAAAAGUUGGUAUUUCACGGCGGAUGCCUCCACCUGCUAACCUCCCAAGCCUCAAAGCGGAGAACAAAGGCAAUGACCCUAAUGUGAACAUUGUGCCUAAAGAUGGCACGGGAUGGGCAUCAAAACAAGAGCAGCAUGAGGAAGAAAAAGCACCAGAAGUGUCACCAGCACAGCCCAAACCUGGGGUUGCAGCUCCCCCAGAAGUAGCACCUGCUCCCAAAUCAUGGGCCAGUAACAAGCAAGGUGGGCAAGGCGACGGAAUCCAAGUGAAUAGUCAAUUUCAACAGGAAUUUCCCAGUCUGCAGGCAGCUGGAGAUCAGGAAAAAAAAGAAAAGGAAGCAAAUGAUGAAAACUAUGGACCCGGACCCAGUUUACGCCCACCAAAUGUUGCUUGCUGGAGAGAUGGUGGUAAGUCUGCUGGCUCACUUUCUUCUGAUCAGGAUGAAAAGCAACUUGGCCAGGAUGAAAGCACAGCUAUAACAUCAGAACAAAAUGAUAUUCUCAAAGUGGUGGAAAAGAGAAUAGCUUGUGGUCCUCCACAAGCUAAACUGAACGGACAGCAGCCUGCCCUUGCUUCUCAGUAUAGAGCUAUGAUGCCUGCAUAUAUGUUUCAGCAGUACCCAAGGAUGGCAUACCCUCCUCUACAUGGUCCCAUGAGGUUCCCACCUUCUUUAUCUGAAACAAACAAAGGCCUUCGAGGAAGAGGUCCUCCUCCUUCUUGGGCUUCUGAGCCUGAACGCCCUUCCAUCCUUAGUGCAUCAGAACUGAAGGAGCUCGAUAAAUUUGAUAACCUAGAUGCUGAAGCUGAUGAAGGUUGGGCAGGUGCUCAGAUGGAAGUAGAUUAUACAGAACAGCUGAAUUUCAGUGAUGACGAUGAGCAGGGAAGUAGUAGUCCUAAAGAGAACAGCAGUGAGGAUCAAAGUUCAAAAACACCUGAAAACACAGAAAACCAAAAAGAAGUAGAUGAAGCUUCCAAUACUAAAUCAUCUUCUCAAAUACCUGCUCAGCCCACAGUAGCAAAAAGUGCUUAUGGGAAGGGACCUCCGUUUAAUCAGGAACGUGGGCCAUCUUCACACUUGCCACCACCUCCCAAGCUACUUGCACAACAGCACCCCCCACCUCCAGAUCGACAAGUACCUGGAAGACAAGGCCCCUUUCCUCCAAAGCCUCCAGGACCUGAUAAUGAUGAAAUAUGGAAGCAAAGACGAAAACAACAGUCUGAAAUAUCUGCAGCAGUGGAGCGCGCUCGUAAACGCCGUGAGGAGGAAGAGCGAAGAAUGGAGGAGCAAAGGAAGGCAGCGUGUGCAGAGAAACUGAAACAGCUGGAUGAGAAGCUUGGAAUCAUAGAAAAACAGCCAUCUCCAGAGGAACUUAGAGAAAGGGAGAGAGAGAAGGAGCGGGAGCGGGAGAAAGAACUUGAAAAAGAAAAAGAACAGGAACGUGAGAGGGAGCGGGAGCUUGAGAAAGAGCAAGAAAAACAGAGAGAAAUGGAGAAGGCAAAGCAGCAAGAGAGAGAGUUAGAGCAACAGAGAGAAAAGGAACAAGAACUACAGAGGUUGAGAGAACAGGAAAAAGAGGGUGAGUUGAAGGAAAAGGAGAAAGAAGAAAACGUCGAACCCCAAGAGCCCAUUCUAGAGCCGGUGACAGAGAAACAGGAAAGUGAAAACAACUGUAAGAGAGAAGAGGAACCAGUUUUCACUAGACAGGACAGCAAUCGCAGUGAAAAGGAGACCACGCAAGUGGUACAGGAAGCAGAACCUGAAUCAGGGUCUCAGCCCCGACCUGCUGUGUUAUCUGGCUAUUUCAAACAGUUUCAGAAAUCAUUGCCACCACGAUUUCAGCGACAGCAGGAGCAGAUGAAACAGCAACAAUGGCAGCAGCAACAGCAGCAGCAGCAGCAGCAAGGUGUACUUCCACAGACUGUUCCUUCACAGCCAGCAAGUGGUUCAGUCCCUCCUCCGACACACAGACCUCUUUACCAGCCAAUGCAGCCCCACCCUCAACAUUUGGCCUCUAUGGGUUUUGAUCCAAGGUGGCUCAUGAUGCAGUCCUAUAUGGAUCCUCGGAUGAUGUCUGGAAGGCCUGCUAUGGAUAUUCCACCCAUUCAUCCUGGAAUGAUUCCUCCUAAGCCAUUAAUCAGAAGAGACCAGAUGGAAGGGUCACCAAAUAGUUCUGAGUCAUUUGAGCAUAUAGCUCGAUCUGCAAGAGAUCAUGGAAUUUCACUUUCUGAACCGAGGAUGAUGUGGGGGUCAGAUCCCUAUCAUGCUGAGCCUCAGCAAGCAGCUACUCCCAAGGCAGCUGAAGAACCUGGGGGUACAAGGCCUGAAACUACAUUGGAUCGAGAACAGAUUGCAGCUUCUUAUUCUGUAGAGCAUAGUCAGCUGGAGACUCAUUCAAAAACAGAUGUUGCUAGAGACUCAGCUGAAACGGAAGGACAAAAGUUUUUAAGCAGAUCUGUGGAAGAUGUGAGACCUCACCAUGCGGAUACAAAUAGCCAGUCUGCUUGUUUUGAUGUAACUGAUCAAAAGAGCGUACAUACUCCUACAGAAGAGCGGAUCCCAGCACUAGAAAGUCAACCUGCCCGAAAAAGAAGUGUUUCUCAUGGGUCUAACCAUGCUCAAAAGGCAGAGGAGCAAAGAAAUGAGCCUUCUGUCAGCAUUCCUAAGGUUACUAGCAGAUGUGUUGAUUCUAAAGAAACUGUAGAAAAGCCAGAGGAGAAGCCAAGAAAAGAUGGCUUUCUGCGAUCUUCUGAAGGACCAAAGCCAGAGAAAGUCUUUAAAUCUAAAUCAGAGACUCGGUGGGGUCCAAGACCAAGCUCAAACAGAAGAGAAGAAGGUAAUGAUAGGCCUGUGAGAAGGUCAGGGCCCAUUAAAAAGCCUGUACUUAGAGAUAUGAAAGAGGAGCGGGAGCAGAGAAAGGAGAAAGAAGGUGAAAAGGUUGAGAAGGUCACUGAAAAGGUUGUUAAAGCAGAAAGAACAGAAAAGAAAGACGUUCCUCUACCACCUCCAGCACCCGUCCAGCCACAGUCAUUGAUUCCACCAGCCAUACAGCCAGCACCAGAGAACCUACCGUCAACAGAUGCUUCAACUGUGGUUCUGAAGCCUGCCCAAGACACUGAGAGGCCUUUGGAACCUGUGAGUAGUGUCCAGGUAGAGCCUGCAGUUAAAACUGUAAAUCAACAAAGUGUUGCAGCACCAACAGUCAAAGAAGAGAAGCAGCCUGAGAAAGUCAUCAGCAAAGAUGUUGGGGUAGAAAGACCUCGCCCAGAUUCUAGACCAGCAGUUAAAAAAGAGUCACCUUUACCCACUAGGACCUAUUGGAAAGAAGCUCGAGAUAGGGAUUGGUUUCCAGACCAAGGAUACAGAGGCAGAGGCAGAGGCGAGUACUACUCCAGAGGCCGAAGCUAUAGAGGCUCUUAUGGGGGUCGUGGCAGAGGUGGUAGAGGACACACUCGUGAUUAUCCUCAGUAUAGAGACAAUAAGCCAAGAACAGAACAUGUGCCUUCAGGACCUCUUAGACAACGAGAAGAAAGCGAAACACGAAGUGAGAGCUCUGAUUUUGAGGUUGUUCCCAAAAGAAGGCGACAGAGGGGUUCUGAGACUGACACUGACAGUGAAGUCCAUGAAAGUGCAAGUGACAAGGAUAGUUUAAGCAAAAGCAAACUUCCCAAAAGAGAGGAACGGUCUGAAAACAAAAAACCUAUCAAGACCCAAUCUUCUUUUAAGCCUGAAAAUCAUGUUCGAAUAGAUAAUAGGCCAUUAGAAAAACCUUACAUAAGAGAUGAGGAUAAAUCUAAACCAGGUUUCCUUCCUAAAGGGGAGCCUACAAGGCGAGGCAGAGGAGGAACAUUCAGACGAGGUGGAAGGGAUCCAGGAGGCCGACCAUCACGUCCUGCCACUUUAAGAAGACCUACUUAUAGGGACAAUCAGUGGAAUCCAAGGCAGGCAGAACCUCCUAAACCUGAAGAUGGAGAGCCACCAAGAAGACAUGAGCAGUUUAUGCCUCUACCAGCAGAUAAACGACCUCCAAAAUUUGAGCGAAAAUUUGACCCAACUAGAGAGAGGCCCCGAAGGCAACGUCCUACCCGCCCACCAAGGCAGGAUAAGCCGCCUCGAUUCAGACGGCUGAGAGAGAGAGAGGCUGCUUCAAAGACAAAUGAGGUGUUGGUACCCACAAAUGGCACAGUUAAUAAUAAUCUGGUUCAAGAACCAGUGAAUCCACCUGGAGACAUUUCUGGAAAUAAGACUCCAGAUUUGUCUAACCAGAACUCUUCAGAUCAAGCAAAUGAAGAAUGGGAAACAGCCUCUGAAAGUAGUGAUUUUAAUGAGAGACGUGAGAGGGAUGAGAAAAAAAAUGCUGAUGUUAGCUCCCAAGCAGUAGUAAAGUCUGGAGAAAAUGUUCUGCCUCCAAAAAGGGAAAUAGCAAAGAGAAGUUUUUCUAGUCAGAGACCUGGAGUUGAUCGCCAGAAUCGCCGUGGCAACAGUGGCCCACCCAAAUCAGGGAGGAAUUUCUCAGGUCCUAGGAAUGAAAGAAGAAAUGGCCCACCAUCAAAAAAUGGAAAGAGAGGGCCAUUUGACGACCAAUCCUCAGGCACAGCUGGCGUUGACCCUGUGAAUGGUAACUCUGCACACCACCAAGAAGGCACACCUAAUGGUGCGGGACAAAAGAAUUCCAAGGAUACUACUGGGAAAAAGAGAGAAGACACCAAACCAGGUCCUAAAAAACCAAAAGAGAAAGUAGAUGCUCUGUCACAGUUUGAUCUCAACAAUUAUGCAAGUGUUGUUAUCAUUGAUGAUCAUCCUGAAGUAACUGUUAUUGAAGACCCCCAGUCAAAUUUAAAUGAUGAUGGUUUUACUGAAGUGGUAUCUAAAAAACAACAAAAGCGGUUACAGGAUGAGGAGCGCCGAAAGAAGGAAGAGCAAGUCGUACAGGUGUGGAGCAAAAAAAAUAUAAAUGAAAAAGGAAGGAGUCAGACUUCUAAGCUUCCUCCAAGGUUUGCCAAAAAACAAGCUACUGGGACUCAGCAAGCCCAAGCUCCAGCCUCAGCACCAGCUCCAGUCUCUUCCUCAGCCCCAGUCUUAGCAUCCCCACCAGCUCCAGUUCCUGCCUCCACCCCAGCUCCAGUUCCCAUUCUGGCAUCAGCCACAGCUCUAGUUCCAGCCUCAACCCCAGCUCCAGUUCUAACUUCAAGCCCAGCUCCAGUUGCAACCUCAGCCUCAGCUCCUGUUCCAGUGUCCACUGCAUCUGCAGUCAUGGCCUCCUCAUCCUCAUCCCAAGCCUCCAUACCAGCUCCAACUCCUUUGCUUGCCUCUGCCUCAACCACAGCCUCGGUCCCCAUUCUCACUUCAGCUUCAAUUCCUAUCCUUGCUUCAGCUCUAGCACCAGUGUCAGUUUCUUCUCCAACCCCAGUAGUCUCAGCUCCAGCUUUGCCAACUAUUUCAGCACCAGCUACCCCAGCCACAGCCCCAACAACCUCAAUUCCUCUUGCCCCAGCCUCCACUGCAACCACUGCCCCAACCCCAGCCACACCAGGGCAGACUCAGACACAGAUGCCCAAACCAGUCCAGAGUCCACUUCCACCUUCAGCACCAUCAUCAAAACAGCCACCACCUUCCAUUAGAUUACCUUCAGCUCAAACAUCUAAUGGCACAGAUUAUGUAGCCACUGGGAAACCCAUCCAGACUCCACAGUCACAUGGUUCUCUAACAGCUGAAUUAUGGGAUAACAAAGUGGCUGCUCCAGCUGUGCUGAAUGACAUUUCUAAAAAAUUAGGUCCUAUUAGUCCACCACAGCCACCUUCAGUCAGUGCAUGGAAUAAGCCCUUAACAUCGUUUGGCUCACCAACUUCAUCAGAGGGAGCAAGAAAUGGCCAAGAGAGUGGUGUUGAAAUUGGAAUUGACACAAUUCAGUUUGGUGCUCCAGCUUCCAAUGGGAAUGAAAGUGAGGUGGUUCCUGUGCUUUCAGAGAAACCAAACGACAAAGGUCCUGAACCUAAAGAGCAACGUCAGAAACAGCCACGGGCAGGGCCCAUUAAAGCCCAGAAGCUUCCAGAUUUGAGUCUGGUAGAAAACAAAGAGCAUAAACCUGGUCCUAUUGGAAAGGAACGAUCAUUGAAAAAUAGAAAAGUGAAAGAUGCCCAACAGGUUGAGCCAGAAGGACAAGAGAAACCAAGCCCAGCUGUGGUCAGAAGCACAGAUCCUGGAACAGCAAAAGAAACCAAAGCAGUCUCGGAAAUGUCUGCUGAAAUAGGAGCAAUGAUCUCAGUAUCCUCUACAGAAUAUGGCACUGAUGCAAAGGAGUCUGUAACAGACUAUACUACACCUUCCUCUUCUCUGCCUAGCACUGUGGCUACUAAUAAUGCAAAGAUGGAGGAUACUUUGGUUAAUAAUGUGCCCCUGCCCAGCACCCUUCCCCUCCCUAAGAGGGAGACUAUACAACAGAGCUCCAGCCUAACUUCAGUUCCUCCCACUACUUUCAGCCUCACUUUCAAGAUGGAGUCUGCACGCAAAGCAUGGGAAAAUUCUCCAAACCUAAGGGAAAAGGGGUCCCCAGUAACUUCUACAGCGCCUCCAAUUGUUAGUGGAGUCAGCAGUAGUGCCAGUGGACCAAGCACUGCUAGUUACAACUCAUUUUCCAGUGCAUCAAUGCCUCAGAUCCCUGUUGCGUCAGUCACUCCUACAGCAUCUCUAUCAGGAGCCGGUACUUACACUACCUCUUCUUUGAGUACAAAAUCUACAACCACAUCGGACCCUCCUAAUAUUUGUAAAGUAAAACCCCAACAAUUACAGACAAGCAGCCUGCCUUCUGCAAGUCACUUUUCACAGUUAAGCUGUAUGCCUUCCCUUAUUGCCCAGCAACAGCAAAGUCCACAAGUUUAUGUGUCUCAGUCUGCAGCAGCUCAAAUUCCAGCCUUCUAUAUGGAUACAAGUCAUUUAUUCAAUACCCAACAUGCGCGAUUGGCUCCACCAUCCCUGGCUCAGCAGCAGGGUUUCCAGCCUGGCCUCUCUCAGCCAGCCUCAGUUCAGCAGAUUCCAAUUCCUAUAUAUGCCCCACUGCAAGGACAGCAUCAAGCCCAGCUGAGUUUGGGGGCUGGCCCUGCUGUUUCCCAGGCUCAGGAAUUAUUCAGUUCCUCUAUUCAACCAUAUAGAUCACAGCCAGCCUUUAUGCAGAGCAAUCUGUCCCAGCCUUCUAUGGUCCUUUCUGGUACAGCUAUCCACAACUUCCCAGCUGUCCAGCACCAGGAACUUGCUAAGGCACAAUCAGGUCUUGCCUUUCAGCAGACUUCAAACACUCAGCCUAUCCCUAUACUGUACGAACAUCAGCUGGGGCAGGCAUCAGGACUAGGAAGUUCUCAGCUGAUAGAUACACAUCUUCUUCAGGCAAGAGCAAAUCUUACCCAGGCCUCAAAUCUUUAUUCUGGACAAGUACAGCAGCCUGGUCAGACAAAUUUUUAUAACACUGCCCAAUCACCAAGUGCUCUCCAGCAGGUAAACUAUGGCAUGGUUACAGUACCUUUGCCAGCAUCCCAGCUUUCCCUGACUAAUUUUGGAUCUACAGGACAACCUCUUAUUGCUUUGCCUCAGACGCUUCAGCCCCAGUUACAGCACACAAACCCACAAGCACAGGCUCAGAGCCUGAGUCGUCCUGCUCAAGUCAGCCAGCCUUUCAGAGGAUUAAUCCCUGCUGGAACACAGCACAGCAUGAUGGCAACCACAGGAAAAAUGUCUGAAAUGGAAUUAAAAGCCUUUGGGAGUGGCAUUGAUAUCAAACCAGGGACACCUCCAAUUGGUGGUCGAAGCACCACGCCAACAUCUAGUCCAUUCAGGGCUACUUCGACAAGUCCAAACAGCCAGUCUAGCAAAAUGAACAGCAUUGUUUAUCAGAAACAGUUCCAGUCAGCCCCUGCCACAGUGAGAAUGACACAACCGUUUCCUGCACAGUUUGCACCCCAGAUUCUCUCUCAGCCUAACCUGGUCCCUCCAUUGGUAAGAGCCCCACAUACUAACACCUUCCCAGCGCCUGUACAGAGGCCACCAAUGGCACUGGCCAGUCAGAUGCCUCCUCCGCUGACCACAGGCCUCAUGAGCCAUGCUCGUUUGCCACAUGUAGCCAGGGGUCCUUGUGGAUCACUAUCUGGAGUCAGAGGUAAUCAGGCCCAGGCUGCGUUGAAGGCUGAACAAGAUAUGAAGGCAAAGCAGAGAGCAGAGGUUCUUCAGUCCACGCAACGGUUCUUCUCUGAACAGCAACAGAGCAAACAGAUAGGAGGCAAAGCCCAGAAAGUGGACAGUGAUUCAAGUAAACCUCCUGAAACACUGACUGACCCUCCUAGUGCCUGUCAGGAAAAAGUAGAAGAAAAGCCGCCUCCUGCACCCACCAUAACCACCAAACCUGUUAGAACUGGACCAAUCAAACCUCAGGCGAUCAAAACCGAAGAAACAAAAUCUUAAAGGCUGUGAUUUAUUGCAGGGCAUUGGGGGUGGGUGAGCAGGGAGAGUGAAGUCAAAUAAUGCCAGCAGCCACAGGGGUAAAGCGAUCUGUGACAUUAUCCUGUGAGAUGCACAAGGGACAUAGAGCAUUUUAUACUGACAGCUGCUACCCCAGUUAAAAUGAGGCUUUACAGGCUCCUGCCUACUGUGUAACAUUUGCAUCUUCAGUCAGUUCAUAUGCAAGAGUGUGCGCACAGCCUGUAAGUGCAUACUGUUUAGAUCAAGGAGCUUUAUGAUUAAAUGAAACACCAGGAGUAGGAGGAGAAGGAUACCACAGAGUAGCUCAGCUGGGCACUGAGUAGUCCCAGUGUUACACCAUUUGUGGUUCUUCUGCUCCCUUGUGUUCUUUGGAUGUGUCUGUGGCAUUUCUAGGCUUGAAAGUAAAAUGAUGCUAACUGGUGCUGGAUAGAGGAGCCUUAUUUUUUAUUAUGGCAGCUUGCUAUUUUUGUAACAUGGUGAUUUGGUUGAACACAAUAAAGUACAGUAGUAACUGAUCUCCCCUUCUUCCUGGAUGAGUGAGCAGAUGAUUAAAUAUUGAUGUCAGCAUCCUUGAGAAUAUUCAACUGAGCAACAUUUGGCUUCUGCUUCUAUUUAAAAUGAUGCUUUGUUUUGAUUGUGGUCCAAAGCUUUGAAGCACUACUUGGCAUCUCUUUAGAGGUCUCAUUGUUUAAACAUAACAGAUUUGAUAAAGUGUUGGUAGGGCGAGGUCUUGCUUGUCUCCACUAGGUCAUCUUCAUAUGAAUCCAGUGGUUAUAGGGUUUUGUUUUAGAGACACUUGAUUUUUUAAUAACGGUUUUUAGCUGACAUUCAUGGAGAGAAUGCAUCCUUAGAGCUGUGCCACUAUUGAAAGAAAAUCCUAUGUAAGAGUGUGUUUCUUUAACAGAGCUGUGUCACACCAUCCUCUGGGCCCUCUGCUGGAAAAGUAGAAUCAAGUCUCAAAUAAUGCCUUUUAAAUUGUAUCCUCUAGUAUUAUAGAUAUAGGGCAGUACUGUAUCAUACCUCUGUGAAUGUAAAAUAGCUUGUACCUGCUUUAUGAUACGUAGUAGUGACCGUGCUUUAUCAGAGCUGUUUUUAAUGAUGUUGCUCAGAAUGUUUUCUUUCCAGAUGAUGAUUGAGAAGCUAAUUUAAAAAAAAAAAAAAAAUGGUGCCAGGUACCACAAGAGGAACAGAACUGUGCUGUUUUCUGGGAUUUUGUUUUUACUUUUUUUUUUUUUUUUUUUUUUUUUAAUGGAGUGUGCUGGAUGUCUCUACAAUUUUGUUUAAAUGACUGCAGAAACCUGGAAAAGCUGUUGCUGCUAUUGAUGCGUAACAUACUGCUAUUAUUGGUCUUUUUAUAUAAAUAUAAAUAUAUAUAUAUACAUAUAUAUAUAAUUUGAAUUUUUGGAAACUUUAGCUGUGCUGUCAACUUUGGAAAAAAGUAUCCCAGUUUACUGUGUUGAGUUGGCAUUGUACAGAAAUUAACAGCCAUAUUGGUCUAGAAAUGUUGAACUUAAUUUUUUUUUCCAUUUGUACAGGGGUAACGCACUGUAUUAAAUAUGUAAGGUCUUAUCUAUGUGGGUUUGAUUACAAAAACUAAUAAAGUAUUCUCUAAAUAA
Messenger RNA from Acomys russatus (golden spiny mouse), 10500 nucleotides. It is a transcript of the gene Prrc2c, whose product is annotated as proline rich coiled-coil 2C. NCBI's taxonomy places the organism in Eukaryota, Metazoa, Chordata, Mammalia, Rodentia, Muridae. Bases 278 to 8866 code for a protein of 2862 amino acids. The transcript is spliced from 35 exons. The record is from RefSeq and is a predicted model, not a curated record. Gene Ontology annotation, biological process: cell differentiation.